Molecule: messenger RNA, 1737 nt
Organism: Cylindrotheca closterium
Lineage: Eukaryota; Bacillariophyta; Bacillariophyceae; Bacillariales; Bacillariaceae
Source: the annotation of a GenBank genome assembly
AUGAGUGUAGAUUGUAAAUUGUCGGCUCGCAAAGAGCUGGCUUUGGCCAUCCUCCCCAUUCCAAGUGCAAUGCUAAGUGUGGUAGGAAGUGUAACGAUUAUUUACAUGGCAUACAACAACCGAAGGAAAAGAAAGUGCUCGCCGUAUACGAGGCUUUUGGUAGCAAUGAGUGUCUGUGAUAUCAUACUCAGUAGCAAUCUCAGCAUGGCUACAUUUGGUCGUCCCCACGCGACAAGCUCUCGGGUCUACUCUUUUGGCAACUCGGCAACCUGUUCCACUGUCGGAUUCUUGAAUCAGGCUACCACGGCAACAAUAUUUUACCAGUCCAUGCUCUCAUGCUAUUUCGUUCUGACUGCUCGAUUCGGUGUCUCCAACGACUACAUUGCCAAAAAGAUUGAGCCAUGGAUGCAUCUUGUUUCCAUUGGCUAUCCGUUGGCAACUGCCAUAAUUACUCUUUCAUUAGGUGCUUACGAUGAAUCAUCUACAAUGUUGGGCUGUUGGUUGGGUACUUGGCCGAAAGAAUGCCAAGAGAGCUGGGGUGAAACGGCAUGUGCUUCGAUGAUCAUGGGAUACCUCUGGUAUGGUAUACCAGUGAUAUUAGCGUUCACAAUUUUGAUCGCCAACAACUUUGUGAUGUUUUCAUUUGUCCGACGCCAGAUGCCUCGCGAAAAGAGCAAGAGGCCUCGGCUGAAUGGCAGCACUGUUCAAAGGCAAGAAGCUACAGGAUUCGAGACAGCUACUGAAGUAGAUGAUGCUGAUUCGUCAUUGGCGUCAGGAGAAGAGCAGCCAGCUCCCCAACAGCCCGCCCAGCGCCAGCCCUGUGGGCAGUCUUCUACUGGACGUGAUUGCCAUGUCGAUCAAAGGCUAUAUCAGCAGCGGAGAGUUAGGCUGGUGAGCUCUCAAGCAUUGCUCUUUGUUAGUUCCUUCUUUCUAUGUAAUGCAUGGACCACCGCUGGAGCAAAAUUUGAAUCGAUAGGGACUGAAGAGACCGAGAUGAAGAUUCUUGUUCAGUUUUACCCCGUAUUCGCUUGUCAAGCUUUCUUUGCGCCGCUUCAAGGAUUUCUCAGCAUGUUGGUUUACAUUCGACCUCGGUAUCUUGCGAUUCGACAGCAACAUCCACAUCAACCAAGAAGAUGGGUCGUUCGGAGGGCAAUCUUUGGAGAGGAAAGAAAGAAGCAGCUUGCUCGUCUACAAGAGGGGGUAAUAGAAGAACCAAUGGAGGGUGCCAGGGUAGACGAGCAAGUGCCACCAGGAGAACAAGAGCUAACGCGACUCCCAUAUGGGAGAACGGAAUCAUCACUGACUAACAGUGAUGGUGACUUUGACCAUAUUGUUGUCGCUAGUGCAUCAUCUGGUGAUCGCUGGAAAGGGUUUUCUGAGGACAAGACUCAGAUGUCCGCAAUUUCCACGAGGUUCCAUUCCAAAGCAAGAGUUUCCACACUAGAAGUAAUCAGUGAAUAUGAGGAAAUUACCUUCUGCAGCCAAGAAGAGAAAGCUUUGCACAUCAGUAAAGAACCAAAUAUACUAUCAUCGGACAUGCGGUGGAGCAGCAACGGAAAGUCUACGGAUUCCUUGUCCACCUUGUGUCCACAACGAGUGGAGAGUGAAUUGAAGUCGACUGUAGAAGAUUCAACUUCUAUCACUGAUUGGACAGAUGAUACAUCUAAGGACGUCCCAAUCAGAAUACCGAAGCGUAGGUUGAGUCCAACACCUACUUCCACUGUUGAUGACUUUUAA